Messenger RNA from Moneuplotes crassus, 861 nucleotides. NCBI's taxonomy places the organism in Eukaryota, Ciliophora, Spirotrichea, Euplotida, Euplotidae. The record is from the annotation of a GenBank genome assembly.
GUGCAGUUGAGUUAUAAAAAUUCUAAUAAAAUGGAAACUUACGGAAACAGGGAUGAUGAAGAGAACCCUCAGGAUACCAGCGAGGGCGGCAGAAUCUCGGAAAUAGGUUAUGCGAGUGAUGAAUCAGUUGAGAAAGAGAGGUUCUUAGGCGAUUGCUGAUAUGAUGAUGGUGAAAGGCUAUCUAAAUAAAUGAAGGAAUAUUUUUGAUAAAAUAAGCACUCUUCAUACUUCUAUUAAGAAGGAAGCUAUCCAACUGAGAGAUCGUCUCGAUAAGAGCAGCAAUAGAUCAAAAAUUACUUUGAGCCAAGUAAUGAAACAGUUCAAGCUGAUGAAAGGUGUUGUGAAAAAGCUCAGAGAGGUCUCUGAUCUCAGUGGAGCCAUCGACGACCUCACUCUUUACAAAGAAGCAGAUGAAAUGUUCUGGGAGGUCAAAAGGCUUCUUUCAGAUAUCGACGAAGGCACAUCUGAAUUAGUUAAUAUGCACCAACAUGAGCGAGACUCUUCAGGCAGCUGCAUUGGAAGCAGCCAUUUAAAUUUUUACAACGAUGAAUCCGAAGCCCAAGAGUUGAUCCUUGAUGAGGAUAGGCUCACUUCAAGAAGCCAGAGGAAAGGCCGUAGACAUGAUUAUGAUGAUUCUUACUACGGAAAAUACUACAAAAAUGACAAACUCCAAAAGAAGACUGAGAGAUAUUUGAAGUUAUUUACCUCUUAUGGGGUCUGAGUGAAGUACAUCCUGCUGAUCAUAGUGGCCCUUAUUUUCGUGCUCGUGUUCUACAUCAUAUGGAUGAUCAGAUUCUUUGAGCACAAAGAUGCACCAGGGAAGUUGCACUAGACCAUUUAUAAAUUCAAUAAUACAUAGAG